AAAAGAAGAAGCGGCAAAAAUUUGCACACGCCUCCCUACGACCACUCCCCCAACACAUAUACGCACACACACACACAAACACACACACACACUUGCAAAGCAAUGUAGUCGCCGCUGUGCGUGUCUGUGUGUGUAUCUGUGUCCGUGUGCUGAAAAAGAAGAAGGAGAAGGAGAAGCAAUCAAAAAUUGCUGGAACUAAAGCAAAAAGUGGAGCUGAAGCUGGAACCGGAACUGGAACUGCAGCUGGAUCAGAAACUGAAGUUGAAGCAUAUAAAUAAAUAAAUUUCAUAUUUAGCGACGCCACAAGGAAAAUCAUUCAAAAUUCAUCGUUUAAGCAAAGCGGAUGCAGAGCGACUAAAAAAAAUACAAGCAAUUUAAAGAAUUUAACGAGAAAUAGCAACAAAUUGAACAACAAAUCAACAAACACAAAAAAAGCCAAUCAAAAAGUGCAUAUCAAUAGAUAAAAAAUAACAAAUCGAACGUCGCAUUUAAAGCCAGACCAAAAAGGACUUGAGGAAGGCAAAGAAGAAGAAGGAGAGCAAGAAGAAGAAGAAGAAGCAGUACGAGUUACUCUGAUCGCUGCAUGCCGCGGAUCAGCCGCGGAUUAUGUCACGUGACGAUUAUAAUCCAGUGAAUAGCUCUGGUGUUCGGAGUCCUGGUCGCGUGCGUCGACUCCAGGAAUUGCCAACUGUCGAUCGAUCACCAUCCCGGGAUUACGGCGCACGCGGAAGUCCUCUAGCAAUGGGCAGUCCAUACUACCGCGACAUGGAUGAGCCAACAAGUCCCGCCGGAGCGGGACAUCAUCGCAGCCGUAGUGCCAGCAGACCACCGAUGUCACAUGCCAUGGACUAUCCAAGAACCCGCUAUCAAUCCCUCGAUCGCGGUGGACUUGUGGAUCCACACGAUCGCGAGUUUAUUCCCAUACGAGAGCCGCGUGAUCGCUCCCGGGACAGAUCCCUGGAGAGAGGACUCUACCUAGAGGACGAACUCUACGGUCGCUCAGCUCGGCAAAGUCCCAACGCUUUAGGAGGCUACAAUACGGGUAUGCCGACCUCAGAUCGGGCCUAUCUGGGAGACUUGCAGCAUCAGAACACGGAUCUGCAAAGGGAGCUGGGCAACCUGAAGCGUGAGCUGGAGCUGACAAAUCAAAAGCUGGGCAGCUCCAUGCACAGCAUCAAGACUUUCUGGUCGCCCGAGUUGAAAAAGGAGAGAGCAUUGCGCAAAGAAGAGAGCGCCAAGUACAGUCUGAUCAAUGAUCAAUUGAAGCUGCUCAGCACAGAGAAUCAGAAACAAGCGAUGCUCGUGCGUCAAUUGGAGGAGGAGCUGCGUCUGCGAAUGCGUCAACCAAAUCUGGAGAUGCAGCAACAGAUGGAGGCCAUCUACGCAGAGAACGAUCAUCUGCAGCGUGAGAUUAGCAUAUUGCGAGAGACCAUCAAGGAUCUCGAGUGCCGUGUGGAGACACAGAAGCAGACGCUGAUCGCACGGGACGAGAGCAUCAAGAAGCUGCUGGAAAUGCUGCAGGCCAAGGGCAUGGGCAAGGAGGAGGAGCGUCAAAUGUUCCAGCAAAUGCAAGCGAUGGCACAAAAACAGAUGUACAAUAACUUCACGGGUGCCGGAAGCGGAAGCCCACCACUGCCAGACAUAAUAGGACAAUACUACGGCCCAGCCGGAUACGGAGCACCGCUGAACGGAACAGGAUCGGGAUUUGGAUCGGGAUUUGGAUCGGGAUUUGGAUUGGGAUCGGGACUGGGCUAUGGCAAUGCCUAUGAUCUAUAUGGUCCAACGACAUCCAGUGGUUAUUUGUACGAUCCCACAACAGCGGCCGUACAGCAGUUGUACGGACAAACGUCACCGAUACGCCGUAGACGGUAUAGCAUUGCCGGACUGCCAUCGGCGACCAUGUAUAACGAUGUUUACGGCUAUCCGGCACCGCCAAUGCAACAAACGAGCUCCUCAAAUAUUGUGAAUCUGUUGAAUGAGGCGCACAAAUCGAUAUCACGCUCAUCGCAGAUAUUAAAUCUGAGCCAUCAGGCCAGACAGUUGGGUCAAUCGCUAGGUCAAUCGAUAGGUCAAACGGUUGGUCCACUUGUGACGACUCCACUGUCCGGCCGUGUGGUCUCCAGUUAUCCCACACUGCAUGGUGGUGACACAUCGCCGCCAUAUUUAAACGACAACCUGCUGCAAAUGUCGCAAAGUUUCUCAUCUCAGCCAAAUAUGUAUUUUCAACCGACGACGGCGACAGCGACGCCGCAAUUGACGUCGACGUCGACGCGACUGCGUCCUGCGUAUUCUGUGUCAAAUUUAAUGGCAGGGUAUCCAGGCAGUUGUAAAUAUGCAGGGUUGCCAGCCUAUCAAAGUGAUUUAAAUGCAGCCUAUGGCUGCGGUAUGGGCGGUAUAGGUCAGGGUUUGGGUCUUGGCUUACCCAUGUCACAGCAGCGUCAUCUCAUGUCUCACUCACUGCAUGCCUCAAAUCCCGCCAUAUCGCAGUAUUAUACACAACAACAACAACAACAGCCAACUGCGUACAAUUUGCAUCAACAGUUUGCGGGCGUUCAGCAGCAGCAACAGUUGAGUCAACAGUUGGGUCAACAGACACAGCCACAGCCACACUCUCAUAUACAGGCCUCGGUGCAGCAGCAGAUGAAUCCGCAGUAUCAAUAUCAUGUGCAUUCGCACCAAAAUCAUCUGCAAACACAUCCGCUGGCAGCGUUGGCCCAAACAACUGGCCCAUUUGGUGGCACGUUGGCGAGCAGUGCACGUGAUGCAGCAAAUAGUACAGUUGGCACUGCCUAUGAUAGUCUGCAUCAUUCGCAUUCGCAUCUGUAUCCGCAUUCGCAUUCGCAUCCGCAUCAGCAUCAUCAUCCGCAUCAUCAUUCGGUUGCGUCGUCAUAUCCACAUACGUAUGCGCAACAGCAGCAACAUCAUCAUCAUCAGCAACAACAACAGCUACAACAACAACUGCAGCAACAACAACACCAACAACUACAACAACAACAUCAUCAUCAUCACUUGCCAUACUCGAAACUAGACUUAGAUUAUCCGAAACUGCCGCAAGAGCAUAAGCGACAAUUGGACGAAUUCCGUCUUGAAAUACAAAGAAGGGAUCAAGAAAUUCUGGCGAUGGCGGCCAAAAUGAAAACGCUAGAGGAGCAGCAUCAGGACUAUCAGCGGCACAUAGCGGUGCUCAAGGAGUCGCUAUGUGCCAAAGAGGAGCACUACAAUAUGCUGCAGACGGACGUCGAGGAGAUGCGGGCGCGUCUCGAGGAGAAGAAUCGUCUCAUCGAGAAGAAGACACAGGGCACACUGCAGACGGUCCAGGAACGCAAUCGUUUAACGAGUGAAUUAACCGAACUCAAGGAUCACAUGGAUAUCAAGGAUCGAAAGAUUAGUGUAUUGCAGCGCAAGAUUGAGAACCUCGAGGACUUGCUGAAGGAGAAGGACAACCAGGUGGACAUGGCACGUGCUCGACUCUCCGCCAUGCAGGCGCACCACAGCAGCUCCGAGGGUGCACUGACCAGUCUGGAGGAGGCCAUCGGCGACAAGGAGAAGCAAAUGGCCCAACUGCGCGAACAACGCGAUCGGGCCGAGCACGAGAAGCAGGAGGAACGAGAUCUGCACGAGCGUGAGGUGACCGACUACAAGAUGAAACUGCGUGCCGCCGAAAGCGAUGUGGAGAAGCUGCAAACGCGACUGGAGAGAGCCGUCAAUGAGCGGGAGCGUCUCGAGAUCAAGCUGGAGGCAUCGCAGAGCGAACUGGGCAAGUCCAAGGCGGAGCUAGAGAAGGCCACCUGCGAGAUGGGACGAAGCAGUGCCGACUGGGAGUCCACGAAGCAACGCAUUGCACGACUCGAGCUGGAGAACGAGAGGCUCAAACACGAUCUGGAGCGUUCGCAGAUGCAGCUAGAAGAACAGACCACAUUACACAAAACAACGUUUGGACGCACUACCAUGACGACGUCACAGGAGUUGGAUCGGGCGCAGGAGAGAGCUGAUAAGGCAGCUGCCGAGCUGCGACGAACUCAGGCCGAGCUGAGAGUGACCCAGUCAGAUGCUGAGCGUGCACGCGAAGAAGCCGCCGCCCUGCAAGAGAAACUGGAAAAGAGCCAGGGAGAAGUGUAUCGUCUCAAGGCGAAACUGGAGAAUGCCCAGGGUGAACAGGAGAGUCUGCGCCAGGAGCUGGAGAAGGCGCAGAGCGGCGUCUCACGUAUACACGCUGAUCGCGAUCGGGCAUUCUCCGAGGUGGAGAAAAUCAAGGAGGAAAUGGAGCGCACUCAGGCAACGCUCGGCAAAUCGCAGUUGCAGCACGAGAAGCUGCAGAAUUCGCUGGACAAGGCACAGAACGAGGUCGAUCAUCUGCAGGACAAACUAGACAAGGCCGGUGUCGAGAACCGACGCCUCGUGCUCGAGAAGGAGAAAUUAACCUAUGACUACGACAAUCUCCAAUCGCAACUCGACAAGGCUCUCGGACAGGCAGCUCGAAUGCAGAAGGAGCGUGAGACUCUCACGCUGGACACGGAUCGCAUUCGUGAGAAGUUGGAGAAGACGCAGAUGCAGCUAGCGCGUAUACAGAAGGAGCGGGAUCAGUUCUCUGAUGAACUGGAAACGCUCAAGGAACGAUCGGAAUCAUCGCAGACAUUACUGAUGAAGGCCGCACGCGAUCGGGAGGCGAUGCAAACCGAUCUGGAAGUGUUAAAGGAGCGUUACGAGAAAUCCCAUGCCAUACAACAGAAAUUGCAGAUGGAACGCGACGAUGCUGUUACCGAGGUGGAGAUACUCAAGGAGAAACUGGACAAGGCGCUCUAUGCCAGCCAGAAACUGAUCGAUGAGAAGGACACCUCCAACAAGGAGUUCGAGAAGAUGCUCGAGAAAUACGAUCGUGCUCAAAAUGAGAUCUAUCGAUUGCAAUCACGUUGCGAUACCGCCGAAGCGGAUCGUGCCCGUCUCGAGGUCGAGGCGGAGAGAUCCGGUCUGGCUGCCUCCAAGGCACGCGAGGAUCUGCGCAAGCUGCAGGACGAGAGCACACGAUUGCAGGAGGCCUGCGAUAGGGCGGCUCUGCAAUUGAGUCGGGCCAAGGAGUGCGAGGAUAAUGCACGCAGUGAGCUCGAGCACAAUCGCGAUCGCUUCGAUAAAUUGCAGACGGACAUACGACGCUCGCAGGGGGAGAAGGAGCACCUGCAGUCGGAACUGGAACGAGUAUCGUACGAAUUGGAACGCGCACAUGCGGCACAGACCAAAGCGGGCGCCAGUGUGGAGGCGGCCAAGGAGGAGGCAGCUCAUUAUGCCGUCGAAUUGGAGAAGAUGCGCGAACGAUACGAGAAGAAUCAAGUGGAGCUACGCAAGCUGCAGGAUACGGACACCUUUGGCCGGGAGACGCGACGUCUCAAGGAGGAAAAUGAGCGACUGCGCGAGAAGCUGGACAAGACACUCAUGGAACUGGAGACGAUACGCGGCAAAUCGCAAUACGAGUCCGAAUCCUUUGAGAAAUACAAAGAUAAAUACGAAAAGAUUGAGAACGAAAUACAAAACAUGGAGUCGAAGCUACACGAAACCAGUCUGCAGCUGGAGUUGUCCAAGGGUGAGGUAGCGAAACUCCUGGCGAAUCAGGAUAAACAGCGCAGCGAACUGGAGCGUGCGCACAUUGAGCGGGAGAAGGCGCGAGAUAAGCAUGAGAAACUGCUGAAGGAGGUCGAUCGUUUGCGCCUGCAACAGUCCUCGGUGAGCCCCGGUGAACCGGUUCGUGCGUCCGCAUCAUCGCUGUCGAUCUCGGCGGGCGAGCGGCAGGAGAUCGAUCGGCUGCGUGAUCGCCUUGAGAAGGCGCUGCAGUCGCGCGACGCUACCGAACUGGAGGCCGGUCGCUUGGCCAAGGAACUGGAGAAGGCACAAAUGCAUUUGGCCAAACAGCAGGAGAACACUGAGUCCACGCGCAUCGAAUUCGAUCGCAUGGGCGCCGAAUUGGGACGUCUGCAUGAUCGUCUCGAGAAAUCCGAAUCGGAGAAGGAAGCGUUACGAUCAACGGCAAAUCGUGCCGGCGGUAAUCCCCAAAUCGAAAAGCAUGUUCAGAAACUCGAGAGCGACAUUAAACAGCUGGCCAUGGAACGAGAACAACUUGUGCUGCAGCUGGAGAAGAGCCAGGAGAUCUUGAUGAACUUCCAGAAGGAGCUGCAAAAUGCCGAAACGGAAUUGCAAAAGACGCGCGAGGAGAAUCGCAAAUUGCGCAAUGGACAACCCGUUGCUCCAGCCGCACCCGCCGAACUACAGGCCAUGCAGAAGGAGAUUCAAGCUCUACAGCAGAAGCUACAAGAAUCCGAAAGAGCCUUGGCUGCCGUUGGACCCCAACAACAACAGCAACAACAGGCAGCGGCAGGUGCAAGUCGCGAGGAGAUCGAACAAUGGCGAAAGGUCAUCGAACAGGAGAAGAAUCGCGCCGAUAUGGCCGAUAAGGCGGCCCAGGAGAUGCACAAGCGCAUACAGAUAAUGGACCAACACAUCAAGGAACAGCACUCCCAGAUGCAGAAGAUGCAGCAACAAAUGUCGCAAAUGACGCAACAACAACAACAACAGGCAGCGCAGCAACAACAGCAACAAACGGCAGCAGCAGCCGCCGGCAGUGGCAUCGAUGCCAAGGAGUUUGAAAAGGUCAAAGGUGAACUGCAAGCCGCUUGCACGGAACGCGAUCGAUUCCAACAGCAGCUGGAACUGCUCGUUCAAGAGCUGGAAAAGAGUCAGAUGUCGAACCAGGAGCAGGCAAAGCAGCUACAGACGGCGCAGCAACAGGUGCAGCAGCUGCAGCAACAGAUUCAAACGUUGCAGCAGCAAAUGCAGCAGCUGCAGCAGGCUGGCAGCGCGGGGGCAGCGGCAACAGACGUGCAACGGCAGCAGCUGGAGCAGCAGCAGAAGCAACUGGAGGAGGUGAGAAAGCAGAUCGAUAACCAGGCCAAGGCCACCGAAGGCGAGCGGAAGAUCAUCGACGAGCAGCGCAAACAGAUCGAGGCGAAGCGCAAGGAUAUCGAGGACAAGGAGAAGAAAAUGUCCGAGUUCGAUGUACAGCUGCGCAAGCGAAAGGAGCAAAUGGAUCAGCUGGAGAAAUCCCUACAGACUCAAGGAGGCGGCGCCGCGGCAGCGGGAGAGCUCAACAAGAAGCUCAUGGAUACGCAACGGCAACUCGAAGCGUGCGUCAAGGAGCUGCAAAACACAAAAGAGGAGCACAAGAAGGCGGCAACCGAAACGGAGCGACUGCUGCAGUUGGUACAAAUGUCACAGGAGGAGCAGAAUGCCAAGGAGAAGACCAUCAUGGAUUUGCAACAAGCCUUAAAGAUCGCUCAAGCCAAAGUCAAACAAGCACAAACACAGCAGCAACAGCAACAAGACGCUGGACCCGCUGGCUUCUUGAAGAGCUUCUUCUAAACAGAAACGGAAACGAAACCCACAAAAGAAGCAGAAGAAUGAAUAUUUACAAAGCAAAUAGAAAAACAAAAAAAAAAAAAAAACAAAACGAAACCAAAAAAAAACAAGUAAAAAGCAAAAUGAACAACAAACAGCACUGUCUACUAUUUUGUAUACUACCGAUACCGACUAUGCAGUAUUUCUUCUACUACUAUGUACCACACACACACAUAUACACAAAUACACACACACACACACACACACACACACACAUUUGUAAAUGACAUAUGUAAAUGCAAGAAAAUUAUUUGAUAUUUAUUGUAUUGUAAUUAGGUUGCCGCUAUACUCAAAUUAUGGAUGCAUUUAUGUAAAUGUCAGUCAGAACGUAACACGUAACACGCUACGUAACAUCACGUUACGUAACGUAAGGUCACGUAACUUAGUAACUCUUUCGAACUUAUACUUAACUCAAUGUAUACCCUUAAAUGCCACUUUUACGUAUACUCUAUCUAUCUCUCUUUCACACACCCAAAUCCCAGACUCACGUACUAUAUAUUUGUCUCACUUUUACACAGUCGUUGUCCCUCUUUUUCUCUCGCUGUCUCGCUGUCUAGUUACCUGUUGACUUGAUCAUUUUUUGUAAAUUUGGCGAUCGUUGCGCUGUUAAGUAGACUACACAAAAGUUUACACGAUCAGCGAUAGCACGAUAACACGAUAUCAAGUAAAGUUUCUCUCGGUACCGCACGUUCGAUAAGAAAAAAUCCCAUCAUUAGUUUUGCAUACGGCGCGAAUGUGAUUCACAAACAACAACAA
Drosophila innubila is the source of this 8196-nucleotide messenger RNA. RefSeq names its product trichohyalin (gene brp). Gene Ontology annotation, molecular function: structural constituent of presynaptic active zone. The record is from RefSeq and is a predicted model, not a curated record. Bases 607 to 7404 code for a protein of 2265 amino acids. The transcript has 22 exons. NCBI's taxonomy places the organism in Eukaryota, Metazoa, Arthropoda, Insecta, Diptera, Drosophilidae. Gene Ontology annotation, cellular component: cytoskeleton of presynaptic active zone. Gene Ontology annotation, biological process: maintenance of presynaptic active zone structure; regulation of synaptic plasticity; neuromuscular synaptic transmission.